Merops nubicus (carmine bee-eater) is the source of this 336-nucleotide messenger RNA. RefSeq names its product tropomyosin alpha-1 chain-like. NCBI's taxonomy places the organism in Eukaryota, Metazoa, Chordata, Aves, Coraciiformes, Meropidae. Gene Ontology annotation, cellular component: actin filament. Gene Ontology annotation, biological process: actin filament organization; cardiac muscle contraction. Gene Ontology annotation, molecular function: actin filament binding. The annotation marks the transcript as partial. The record is from RefSeq and is a predicted model, not a curated record. The transcript is spliced from 2 exons.
CCGUCGCUUGGUCUCGACUCGGGGCUGUCCCGCAGCUUUCCAGGUUCAGCUUUCGGGUGCAGUUCGCGCGGGGACGCGCCCUAGCCCACCGCCGCCAUGGAUGCCAUCAAGAAGAAGAUGCAGAUGCUGAAACUGGACAAGGAGAACGCCUUGGACAGAGCCGAGCAAGCCGAAGCGGACAAGAAGGCAGCGGAGGAAAGAAGCAAGCAGCUGGAGGACGAGCUGGUGGCUCUACAAAAGAAGCUGAAGGGCACUGAGGAUGAGCUGGACAAAUACUCCGAGUCCCUUAAAGAUGCACAGGAAAAGUUGGAACUGGCUGACAAAAAGGCCACAGAU